Mesoplodon densirostris (Blainville's beaked whale) is the source of this 300-nucleotide messenger RNA. Its product is annotated as keratin-associated protein 3-3-like. Lineage: Eukaryota; Metazoa; Chordata; Mammalia; Artiodactyla; Ziphiidae. Gene Ontology annotation, cellular component: keratin filament. The record is from RefSeq and is a predicted model, not a curated record. The transcript has a single exon. Gene Ontology annotation, molecular function: structural molecule activity.
AUGGCUUGCUGUGCUUCCCAUUACUGCCGCAGUGUCCACACCAGCCCUGCCACCACCACCUGCUCAUCUGAAAAAUGCUGCCGACGUGGAGUCGGCCUGCCCAGCAUCUGCCCACACACGGUUUAGUUACUGGAGCCAACCUGCUAUGACAGCUGUCCCCCACCAUGCCACAUUCCUCGGCCCUGUGUGCCCGCCUGCUUCGUGCUCAACUCGUCCCAGCCUACCCUAGGCCUGGAGACCCUCAACCUCACAACCUUCACUCAGCCCUGCUGUGAGCCCUGCAUCCCAAGCUGCCACUGA